Nothobranchius furzeri (turquoise killifish) is the source of this 844-nucleotide messenger RNA. RefSeq names its product C2 calcium-dependent domain-containing protein 4C-like. Lineage: Eukaryota; Metazoa; Chordata; Actinopteri; Cyprinodontiformes; Nothobranchiidae. The record is from RefSeq and is a predicted model, not a curated record.
CUGCUCCUGCUGCAUAUAAACCAGAUUCAUACCAGAUCCGAACAGAAUCACACACACAGAGUGGUGGAGAAGUGCGCGCUGAUCCAGCUGCAGGGGUUAUUUUGGCUCAAGCAUCAUGUCAGCUGUUAAAUCCGGAGUGUCUCUGCGGACGCUGGUUCUGACCCCAGAGCGGAUCCCGAGCUUCCUCAUCCCUUCCUCCCGUAGUCCGUUCGUCACCCCGAGGCUCCGCCGAACUUCCACCGACCGAACCAGACUGCUGUCGGACAAUGAUGAUCAGGACUCGUCGGGAACUAGCCAACCUGGAUCUCCAACCGACCCCGUGAUCUCGCCCCGGUUCGCGCUUCGCCUGCCAACGCCGCGGACCGGGCGGCUCCGCCGCACCACAGCUACGGAUGAAGCGUCCGUCGACGCGGACGCGGACCGGGCCACGAGAGCAGCCAUGUCUCUGUGUCACGUCCCAAAGGUGACUACGUCAUACGGAUUCCGAGCAGUCUUGUCGGCGAGUCCGUGCACACGCCGGCGAGAGUCACUCUUCCACAGAAGCGAGCCCGUGACCGUUAAGAUCAACGAUGUUGAGUCCCCGGAACCGGAGGGGGCUCUCUCUCUCCCUCUCCCUCUCCCUCAUCCUCCUUCUCCGUGUGACCCAGGCAGGUCCCGGGUCAGCAUGCGGCCCGUGAAGGCUCUCGGUCUGCAGAUGAUGAUGGAGCUGAAAAAACCAGCUGCUGCUCUGCGGGCUCUGACUCCAUCCCGGAACGCUUCUCAUCGCAAAUGAUAGACCGGACACUUUUAACAGCAGGACCGAAUGAGAUUUUUUUUAAAUGUAUUAAUAAAGGAUUUUAAAGGA